AUAGUUUAGUAAUAAACUAAAAACUUGUGUUCUACAUACGGACAUAUUCUGUUUUUUUUUUUUGUAAUGGCUUCUUCCUCUUACGCACCAUUCUCUGCAGUCUUCAGCGGUUUCGCUGCAACGAAACCUAACCCACCUCCAACUUGUUCUGCUUUUCUCGUCCCUAAGCGAAGAUCAAAUUCUCGGAAUCUGAAAAAUGGGGUUUCCUUGAAAUCUUGGAAUAAGCAUGGAUUUCAAUUCACAUCAAGAAAUUUGAGUGUGUAUGCAAGAGCUACUGAAGAGAAGACUGUUCAUGAUUUCACUGUAAAGGACAUAAGUGGGAAGGAUGUUUCCCUAGACAAAUUCAAAGGAAAACCUCUGUUGAUCGUUAACGUUGCUUCAAAAUGUGGUUUAACAUCAUCAAACUACACAGAGCUUUCACAAUUGUACGACAAAUACAGAAACCAAGGAUUUGAGAUUCUAGCUUUCCCUUGCAAUCAAUUUGGAGGUCAAGAACCUGAAUCAAACCCGGAUAUCAAGCGGUUCGUGUGUACCAGAUUUAAAGCUGAGUUCCCUAUAUUCGAUAAGGUUGAUGUGAAUGGACCGAGCACAGCUCCAAUCUACCAGUUCUUGAAAUCAAAGUCGGGUGGGUUCUUGGGUGAUCUCAUCAAGUGGAACUUUGAGAAAUUCUUGGUUGACAAAAAAGGCAACGUCGUCCAGAGAUACCCUCCCACGACUUCUCCUUUACAAAUUGAGAAAGACAUCCAGAAGUUGCUUGUGGCUUAAAUUUUAUACUGUUCAUAAUGUGUGUAUAAGAGAUUCGUAGUGUCUCAAUAACCUGUUUAUUGUUGGUAUACCAGAAAUUCAGAUAGACAUGUAUCCCUUAUGUAACAGUCUUAUAGAAAUGACAUUAUACGAUCGGAAAUUCAAAUGAACAUUUAUGCACACUUUGGAGA
Messenger RNA from Brassica rapa (field mustard), 935 nucleotides. Its product is annotated as putative glutathione peroxidase 7, chloroplastic. The record is from RefSeq and is a predicted model, not a curated record. NCBI's taxonomy places the organism in Eukaryota, Viridiplantae, Streptophyta, Magnoliopsida, Brassicales, Brassicaceae. Gene Ontology annotation, molecular function: peroxidase activity. Gene Ontology annotation, biological process: response to oxidative stress.